Molecule: messenger RNA, 1689 nt
Organism: Aspergillus heteromorphus CBS 117.55
Lineage: Eukaryota; Fungi; Ascomycota; Eurotiomycetes; Eurotiales; Aspergillaceae
Exons: 2
Source: RefSeq, a predicted model, not a curated record
GACUCGAUUCACCCUAGCUCGAUCCGAUCGCUCCACGUCUCCACAUUCUCUCGGGCAACCUGGAAAGCGCUCCUCUCGUCGGCCCAGUCAACAGACAAACUCCCUGACUCAUGCAGCGAUGUGAAGGCAUUACUCCACCACACUCCAUCCAUCCCCAGGUCUUCCGACAUCCCGGACCGCGCAGAUGGGAAUAAGCUGUUCCUGGAAGGCUACUCGAAGUGGUCCGUCUCCCCGCACAGCACACUGUCAUCCGGCCAAAGAUGCGACUUGAACCCCACAAAAACGUCCUGUUCGCGGAUGGCUUACAUCGGCUUUACCAAGCCCAAUGCUUGCGACUUAUCAGAUGAUUACAAUCCCCACUGGGCUGGCUUUCAAUCCUCUCCACAAUCGUCCGGGAAUCAUUUGUGUGUGUUCGUCCUGGGCUGGUCCUAUGUUUUCUCUGCUCGGCUAGUAGAGUUGCGUCAGAUGACAAAAGAGGACCAGGUGGUCUACAAAGAUGGUAUGAUCUCAUGUAUUAUCAAGGAAGAGGCUUCCUCAUCAAGCUUCAUUCCACUCGAAAUAAAAGGUAGCGACCCAGACGAAAUCAGAUGGUGGGCCGCCGUCCUCGCAGCAGGAAACGGAUGGCAGGCAACUCUUACUCGGAACGGCAAACAAUAUUAUCCACCAUGGGAGUGCCAUUUGGGAAAUAGCCCGUUCGUCUUACAGCUACGCGAUCAAAAACUUCUCUUGGCCCUAUCGGGGUCGACUUUCAAGCCACCAUCAUCAGCGACGGCGCUAGCAUACCUAUGCAACUUCGCCCUGUCCCAUGAUGCGUUUGACCAACUGCUUGCUGCGUUUACAGCAAUCAUGACAUUUCCUCCACAUGCUCGGUUUGGCGCACCUAUUCGAUUGCCUCCGCCAUUACAGGGCGCCUUUUCUCCACAUCGGACCACCGAAACUGUGUAUGCUGAUAAAAUACCAACCAUAGCCGAAAUACCCCACUUCAUGGCUCUAUCAUGCAUGUCGGACUCUGUGACCUCCUCUUUAAUGGGAUGCUUCUGGGAGCCUGGUAUCAAGUGUAACCUGGCUGGUGAAUGGCUAAACCCGCCGCUGAAGGAGUUUCUACCAUCUCUGGCCGAGCAAAAGAGGUACAAUGAAAUUGUCUCUGCGAUGUCCCAACGCAGGCCUAGACUGGCAUCGCUGUGGCUUGGCUCUGCAAUAACAGGCCUAUUACCCAGGGUUCUGCAAGUCAGCAGGACUUAUAUGCCGUCAAUAUCCUUGGAAGCCGCCGUAUGGACAGCAUCUCCUCAGUCUUUUAUGGACCCCAAAUUUCACCGCCGGGCUGAAUUGGUUAGACACCAAGAACACGAUGCAAUUUUCCGAGAAGACGAGUUUCGUCUCUUGUAUCUCACCGACCUCGAAGCAGAAACUUAUCGAGCGCCACCAUUGAGUCCGUAUGCCCCUUUUGGCCGCGUCAGCCUUCAAGAUGCAUCUCUUGAAGUACGCCUUCAUUUUGCAUGUGGACACGAGUUACAUUACAUUUCGUGGCAGUGGAAAGGAGAACACGGGGAAACUAUGACAAAAGCAUCAAGUGGCGUUAACCUCUCUGAGGUAGCUACGCGGAAUACAUUUUCUUGGACACUAUUUUCCGACGGCAUCCGACAAGAAGAAAAGAAACUCUGGAACCACGAAUGGCUGAGCUUUCUAGUU